Numida meleagris (helmeted guineafowl) is the source of this 4526-nucleotide messenger RNA. RefSeq names its product cytosolic phospholipase A2 epsilon-like. Bases 133 to 2652 code for a protein of 839 amino acids. Gene Ontology annotation, biological process: glycerophospholipid catabolic process. Gene Ontology annotation, cellular component: cytosol. The transcript has 21 exons. Gene Ontology annotation, molecular function: calcium-dependent phospholipid binding; calcium ion binding. The record is from RefSeq and is a predicted model, not a curated record. NCBI's taxonomy places the organism in Eukaryota, Metazoa, Chordata, Aves, Galliformes, Numididae.
GGGAGGUGGAGCCCUGAGUCAGUUUAUACAGCUCUUCUUCCCUGCUGCUCUGCUGGUUGGAGAAUAGUGUGUUCCAGGAGCCACCUGUCAGCUGGACCACCACAUCUCUGCCUUUUAUGAAGUAGAGGUAUAAUGGGAUCCUCAGCCUACUCACCUCUGGAUCGGUUCAUCCAAGCAAACCCACACAGGAAAACUGGGAUCAGGAAGGGGAAUCAUGGAAGACCGUGCAGCGCUGAAGAUGAGCCAGAAAAGUCUCAGUUGUGUUGGCUUACUGUAAAAAUUAUAGGUAUGAGAAAUCUCCACAAAGCAGACCUGUUGAGCCAAACUGACUGCUACGUGAGGUUGUGGCUGCCAGCAGCUUCACACCGGGAAGCCCAGACAAGAACUGUAUCCAACUGCAGGAACCCUGUCUGGAAUGAAACUUUUCACUUCAUGAUACAAAGUGAAGUGAAGAACGUGCUGGAGCUGACUGUCUGUGAUGAGGACACCAUCACACCUGAUGAUCAGCUUUUGACUGUUCGCUUUGAUGUAGCUAAAAUCCGACCUGGAGAGAAGGUUCGCCUGAAUUUUGAGUUGAGUCCAGAGAAUCAGGAAGAACUGGAAGUGGAAUUUCUAUUGGAUAACAUUCCAGGUGUAUCUGAAAAAAUAGUCACUAAUGGUGUGCUAGUGUCUCGUGAACUUUCCUGUGUGGAAGUGCAACUGGAUGACACAAAAAUGAGGAGUCCUUGCACAAGGAGAGAUUUCACAUUCACCGUGAAAGGAUCCUAUGAAGAAACCCGGGACAUUUCCAUGGGUCCUUGCUGCAGCCAGAGAGGCAGUGAUUCUACCAUGUUCCACUAUAUCAAGUACAGCCAACCCAACCUGGAUGUGAUAUUGCCAAAGGAGCGUUUUUACUGUGGUCAUGGCGCAAGCAGGAGGGAAAUGGAUGUAAACAGUCCUCUAUCUGUGCCUCUGAAUUCUCUGGACCUGGGAAAGAAAACGACAGUAUUGAGAAGUGCAUCUUAUGAAGUGUCUGUGAAGGAAGAAGAUGGUUGCAAGAACUUAGAUUUGCGCUUGGGGUUUGAUCUAUGUGCAGAGGAGAAAUAUUUCAUCUGUAAAAGGAAGAAGGUUGUUGCUGCUGCUCUAAAAAAUGUUCUUCAACUCGAUGAAGACCUGCAGGAAGAUGAGCAGGUGCCAGUGGUGGCAGUAAUGACCACAGCAGGAGGAGUGCGGUCUAUGACGUCGAUGUUUGGCAGUCUUCUAGCUUUACAGGAGUUAGGUGUUUUGGACUGUAUCUCAUACAUCAGUGGUUUAUCUGCCACAACAUGGACUAUGGCAAAGCUAUAUGAAGAUGCAAAUUGGUCACAGAAGGAUCUCAGAGGACCAAUUGAUGAUAUCCAGAAAUAUGUGAUCAAGAGCAAACUGCACUGUUUCUCUGCAGAUCAUCUGAAAUACUAUGAAAAGGAGUUGUGUGAAAGAAAGCUAGAGGGCCACAAGCUCUCUUUCACAGAUUUGUGGGGACUCUUCAUUGACUCUAUGCUACAUGAUGAGGAAAAUACUCAUAAACUCUCUGAUCAGCAACUGGCAGUGAAUCAGGGGCAGAAUCCACUGCCCAUUUACUUGUCUCUCAAUGUCAGGGAUAAAUUUAGCACUCUGGAUUUUAAAGAGUGGAUGGAAUUCACGCCUUAUGAGGUGGGUGCCCUGAAAUAUGGGGCCUUUGUUCGUUCACAGGAUUUUGGUAGCGAGUUCUUCAUGGGCCACCUGAUGAAAAAGAUCCCAGAGUCCCGGAUCUGCUUCUUGGAAGGCACGUGGAGUAAUAUAUUUUCCCAGAGUUUUAUGGAUGUUGUCUACCUCUCAGGCCAUUCAGAGGACUUCUGGCACAGAUGGACCCGAGGCACUGAACAUGACAUUGAGGAUCACCCUGCUCUGCCCACAAGACCUCAUGAGCAGGCAACUUGCUUAUCCCUUCCUAAGGGUUACCUUUCCAAUGCUCUUCGAGAAAUGAUGACAGGACGGCCAGCGGUUUCAUACUAUCAUAAUUUCAUCAAGGGCUUGCAGCUACAUAACAAGUAUUUAGAGAAUGAAAACUUCUGCAUGUGGAAAGACACAGUGCUUGAUUCUUCUCCCAACCAACUGAAUGCAAUGGGUGACUACCUCAAGCUGGUAGAUACAGCUUUCUUCAUCAAUACCAGCUGCCCACCCAUUUUGAGGCCGGAAAGGAAAGUGGAUGUCAUUUUGCAUUUAAAUUACAGCGGAGGAUCGCAGACUCUGCCACUGGACCUAUUCUCAGAGUACUGUUUAGAGCAAGGGAUCCCAUUUCCCUGCACAGAACUUAGCCAUGAGGAUCGGGAGCAUCUGAAGGAGUGCUAUGUGUUUGAGGACAGCUUAGAGGCACCAAUCUUGGUCUAUUUCCCACUUGUGUGUGAUACCUUCCAAACAUACAAGGCACCAAAUGUGGAGCGCAGUCCUGCAGAGAUGGAGCAGGGAAGAGUAGAUGUGUCCAACUGUUUUGCUCCCUACGGCACUGGUCAGCUUACAUAUACUGAAGGGAAUUUCAACAAGCUGUUGAACCUCUGCAACUACAACAUCCUGAAUAACAAACAUUUAAUUCUUCGGGCUUUGCAAACUGCAGUGGAACGGAAGAAACGGCUUAAAAAUUGUUCACCACCUUAGUCAUCUGAACUCUCUUAAAUUAUAUUUGGACAAUUCCCAUCAGGAGAUAUACAAAUGUUUUGAUAAUGGACUAAUAGAUAUCCAGGCAACAUGAAUCUGUACAAGAUGAACCUUCAUGUUAACUUAAAAAAAAAAAAAAAAAAAAAAUCAUGUGUUUUAUUCAGCACUGUGUGGUAGGAUUAAUGCUGGUUUUGGCAUUGGUCAUAGGCAAAUCAUUAUUAGUUUGUAAAACUGUCCCUAGUGUCCCAGUGAAUGGGAGGGCACUUACAGAGAUAAAGGGAGCUAUGUUUCAACCCCACAAAAGUCUGUUCCAAAUUUAGAUGCAGCUCUUAGCAGUAUGUGGUCUUUGAUCCAGAGACUAAAGCAAAGGUGAAGCAAAGCCUUCCCUUGCUCAAAGAGCUCUGCUUGUGACAGAAGCAAACUAGACACCAAAAGAUGCUUGCAUGUGGAAAAUGAAUACUGAAAAUGGUAGAAUGGAACUGCACAUGAUGACCUCUAUUUUCUCAGUUGCCACCUUUCAGGCAGAAGUUGAACCUUCAGUGAAUUUAUGAUUCUGGCCGUCAUUGCAUUGAGUCUAAAUUUUUGAGUGAUUACUAUUCCAGAGUGAUUAACAUAUAAUAUAUAAGCUGAUUAUUCUGACAACUCCAUUAUAAAAAUCAUCUAGCUGCAUCCAUUUUUUGGGGGGCUUUUUUCUGCACUACUGCCUGCUGCCUGGAUUUUGAAGCUGAGUUUUGAAUCCUACACUUAAUGGACUUGGAAAAAUAGCUCAGCAACCUAGCCUUUGGCCAUAAUCUCAUACUCAUUUAUUAAUCUUCUUAUAUGUGUAUGAUGGUGACAAAACUCAUAAUAACAGCUCCAUUGACUUUGUCAACAUUAUGACAGUGUGUAGCUGCUGCUACAGUUUUAUUCCCACAUAUCCAAAACAUACAGAGAAGUGUGCACAAGAUUUUCAUACAUGUUUUAGACAAAUGUCUGUUUAAGAAAAAACAUUUAUAGGUCAUUCUAAGAACUUAUUUUCUCUUGUGUAUAGUAAUGUACAGUGUGAUAGCUACCAUUCAAAUGGAAAAUAACAUGCAUGAGCCUAUUAAAAAUUAGUCGUACAAUGCAAACACAAAAGUAUGCAAUUUUAUUAAGUUCUACAAACUCAGCUCAUCUAGUGAUUUUAUCUGGGAGAAAGUGCUUUUUGUUUCUGAUACUGAUGAACCAAAUAUUGAAAGGACAAAAACAACCUGAGCUUUGCAAAUUACCUUUAAGGAAGGAUAAAAGAAAAACGGCCAAUUCAGCUGGAAGACUAAAAAAAAAUAAAAAAAAAAAUUGCAGGAAAUUCUUCUCUUAAAGCCAAGAUGACUGAGAUGAUAAUGAGAGGUUUAGAAGUCCAAAUUACUGGUACUUGCAAAUGCCUAAGUAUUUAUUCAGUAAAAGGGAGUGCAGUGCUUUGCCAACACUGCAUUCCGUAUCUAAAUUUCUAUCAGUUUUUUCUUCUCCACUUUGCCAUCAUCUCAUUGAUACACUGAUGUGAGUUUCACAAAAAGAAGGAACAGCAUUCAUCUGUAUGCCAGCAGAGUGGUAUGCUAGCAGUAAGCUGACACUGCUCUGGGCAAAAGGUACCUGGUACCUCCAUCUCACGUGCCAUGCUUGGAAUGUAAUGGUCUCUGUCACCCAGUCUUAGACAUCUCCUUUUUUUUUUAUUAGGUAGGAGAUAACAACAUACUUGGUUACUUCUGAGCAAGUCCUAUUUUCUAUGCAUCAGUUCACGUUCAUUGGUAGUUAUCUCCUGUCAAGCUUUGCUGCUAUGUGAGUCAAACCAGAAGUUUCUCUUCAGAAAGGAAACUAUUGGCAGCAAUCACUUGGACUCCCUUGCAUGGUUCUGGGAU